Molecule: messenger RNA, 1253 nt
Organism: Erinaceus europaeus (western European hedgehog)
Lineage: Eukaryota; Metazoa; Chordata; Mammalia; Eulipotyphla; Erinaceidae
Gene: NUP37
Product: nucleoporin 37
Exons: 10
Coding region: 141-1121 (326 amino acids)
Cellular component (GO): nuclear pore outer ring
Molecular function (GO): protein binding
Source: RefSeq, a predicted model, not a curated record
GCAAAACCCGCGCUAGUCGCGGCCGUCCCAGAUAGACCUUACCUUCUCUUCUGGCUACUUCCUGACGCCCUUUGUUUUGUGCUCUUGUCCAGUAGAAGACCAUUUUGUUUCUACAACUGCUCAAGUGUUAAUAAUACAAGAUGAAACAAGAUGCCACAAGAAGUGCUGCCUACACUGUGGAUUGUGAAGAUUAUGUGCAUGUGGUAGAAUUUAAUCCCUAUGACAGUGGGGAUUCAGGAAAUCUAAUUGCAUAUGGUGGGAACAAUUAUGUGGUCAUCGGCACAUGUACAUUUCAGGAGGAAGAAGCAAACAUUGAUGGAAUUCAGUAUAAAACACUGCGAACAUUUCACCAUGGAGUCAGAGUUGAUGGUAUAGCUUGGAGUCCUGAGACUAGGCUUGAUUCAUUGCCUGCAGUAAUCAAAUUUUGUACUUCUGCUGCUGAUAUGAAAAUUAGAUUAUUUAUUUCAGAUCUACAAGAUAAAAAUGAAUAUAAGAUUUUAGAUGGACAUUCAGAUUUCAUUAAUGAUUUGGUGUUUGAUCCCAAAGAAGGCCAAGAAAUCGCAAGUGUGAGUGAUGAUCAUACCUGCAGGAUUUGGAACUUGGAAGGAGUGCAGACAGCUCAUUUUAUUCUUCGUUCCCCUGGAAUGAGUGUGUGCUGGCAUCCUGAAGAAUCUUAUAAGCUGAUGGUUGCAGAGAAGAAUGGAACAAUCCGGUUUUAUGAUCUUUUGGCCCAACAAGCUAUUUUAUCUCUUGAAGCAGAACAGAUGCCAUUAAUGUCGGCACACUGGUGUUUAAAAAAUACCUUCAAAGUUGGAGCUGUUGCAGGAAAUGAUUGGUUAAUUUGGGAUAUUACUCGGUCCAGUUACCCUCAAGAUAAAAGACCUGUCCACAUGGAUCGAGCCUGCUUAUUCAAGUGGUCCUCAAUUAAUGAAAACCUAUUUGCAACUACUGGUUACCCUGGCAAAAUGGCAAGUCAGCUUCAAAUUCAUCACUUAGGGCACCCUCAGCCCGUUCUUACCGGUUCUGUAGCUGUUGGAUCUGGCCUUUCCUGGCACAGAACUCUGCCAUUGUGUGCAGUUGGAGGAGAUCACAAGCUGUUGUUUUGGGUGACUGAAGUAUAAAUAAAGUUUCUGUGUGUCUUGGGUCCAUAAACUUGUAUUUUCAUACAUAUUUUGGAGAAUUUCUUAUUUUUAUAUCAAAUAUACUGUAAGCUGUAGAAUCAGUUUUUGCUUAAUUACAUGCUUGAAAAAUUA